Larimichthys crocea (large yellow croaker) is the source of this 5205-nucleotide messenger RNA. RefSeq names its product adaptor related protein complex 2 subunit beta 1 (gene ap2b1). Gene Ontology annotation, molecular function: clathrin binding. The record is from RefSeq and is a predicted model, not a curated record. NCBI's taxonomy places the organism in Eukaryota, Metazoa, Chordata, Actinopteri, Sciaenidae. Gene Ontology annotation, biological process: vesicle-mediated transport; intracellular protein transport. The transcript is spliced from 22 exons. Gene Ontology annotation, cellular component: membrane coat; clathrin adaptor complex. The coding region runs from base 150 to 3011 and encodes 953 amino acids.
UUGUGUAGUUUCCGAUGACCGUGAACGUACCAUCACAAUCCAUAUUCUCCAUCUUCCUCCAACUAGGCAAGGGACCAACCUGCGUCUUGCAGCCACCGUAACAUUUUCCCGCUGAUACACACUCCAACCAGACUUAAAAGACCACAAUCAUGACGGAUUCCAAAUAUUUCACAACAAACAAAAAAGGGGAGAUCUUUGAACUGAAGGCAGAGCUGAACAAUGAGAAGAAGGAGAAGAGAAAAGAGGCAGUGAAGAAGGUCAUUGCUGCCAUGACUGUUGGCAAGGAUGUCAGUUCUUUAUUCCCAGAUGUGGUGAACUGCAUGCAGACCGACAACCUGGAGCUGAAGAAGUUGGUCUACCUUUACCUAAUGAACUACGCCAAGAGCCAGCCUGACAUGGCCAUCAUGGCUGUGAACAGCUUUGUCAAGGACUGUGAGGACCCCAACCCUCUGAUCCGUGCUCUGGCCGUCCGCACCAUGGGCUGCAUCCGGGUGGACAAGAUCACUGAGUACCUGUGUGAGCCACUGAGGAAGUGCCUGAAAGAUGAGGAUCCAUACGUGAGGAAGACGGCGGCUGUUUGUGUGGCUAAACUUCAUGACAUCAAUGCACAGAUGGUGGAGGACCAGGGCUUCCUGGACUCCCUGAGAGAUCUCAUUGCUGAUUCAAAUCCCAUGGUUGUGGCCAAUGCAGUUGCUGCCCUGUCUGAGAUCAGCGAGUCUCACCCCAACAGCAACCUGCUGGACCUCAAUCCACAGAACAUCAACAAACUGCUGACGGCUCUCAACGAGUGCACAGAGUGGGGACAGAUCUUCAUCCUCGACUGCUUGUCCAACUACAACCCCAAGGAUGAGCGUGAGGCGCAAAGCAUCUGUGAGCGCGUCACUCCCCGGCUGUCUCACGCCAACUCAGCCGUGGUGCUGUCAGCUGUCAAGGUGCUGAUGAAGUUCUUGGAGCUGCUGCCCAAGGAUUCCGACUACUACAACACCUUGCUGAAGAAGUUAUCCCCACCACUGGUCACCUUGCUCUCUGGAGAGCCUGAGGUCCAGUAUGUGGCUCUGAGGAACAUCAACCUUAUUGUUCAGAAAAGGCCUGAGAUCCUGAAGCAAGAGAUCAAAGUGUUCUUUGUUAAGUACAACGACCCAAUCUAUGUGAAACUGGAGAAACUGGACAUCAUGAUCCGCUUGGCCUCUCAGGCUAACAUUGCUCAGGUGCUUGCUGAGCUGAAGGAAUACGCCACAGAGGUGGAUGUUGACUUUGUGCGCAAAGCUGUACGAGCCAUUGGACGCUGUGCCAUCAAAGUGGAGCAAUCAGCUGAGCGCUGUGUCAGCACCCUGCUGGACCUGAUCCAGACCAAGGUCAACUACGUGGUCCAGGAGGCUAUUGUGGUCAUCAGGGAUAUCUUCCGCAAGUACCCAAACAAGUAUGAAAGCAUCAUUGCCACACUGUGUGAGAAUCUGGACUCUCUGGAUGAGCCUGACGCUCGCGCUGCCAUGAUCUGGAUUGUGGGUGAAUACGCCGAGAGGAUCGACAAUGCUGACGAGUUGCUGGAGAGCUUCCUUGAGGGCUUCCAUGACGAGAGCACCCAGGUCCAGCUCACACUGUUGACUGCUAUUGUCAAGUUGUUCCUUAAGAAGCCAUCAGAGACUCAGGAGUUGGUGCAGCAGGUCCUCAGCCUGGCCACUCAGGACUCUGACAACCCUGACCUGCGUGACAGGGGCUACAUUUAUUGGCGUCUGUUGUCCACCGACCCUGUUACUGCCAAGGAGGUCGUGUUGUCAGAAAAGCCCCUGAUCUCAGAGGAGACAGAUCUGAUUGAGCCCACCUUACUGGAUGAGCUCAUCUGCCACAUUGGCUCCUUGGCGUCUGUCUAUCACAAACCACCCAGCGCCUUUGUUGAGGGCAGCCAUGGAAUCCACCGGAAACACCUUCCUGUGCAGCACAGCAGCAUUGAUACAGGUGAGAGCCCAGUGAGCGGUGGGCCAGCAGCUGCCAUGGAUCAGCCACAUGUGAUCCCCAGCCAGGGUGACCUACUUGGUGACCUGCUGAACCUGGACCUGGGCCCUCCAGUCAAUGUGCCCCAGGUCUCCUCCAUGCAGAUGGGUGCAGUGGACCUUCUGGGAGGUGGUCUGGACAGUUUGCUGGGGGGAGACCUUGGCGGAGGUGUUGGGGGAAGUCCAGCAGUGGGACAGAACUUCAUUCCCUCAUCUGUCCCCAGUACUUUCGCUCCGUCACCUACACCAGCACCUCCAGCGGUCAGUAGCGGCCUUAACGACUUGUUUGAGCUUUCCACGGGCAUGGCCAUCACCACUGGAGGCUAUGUAGCCCCAAAAGCAGUGUGGCUGCCUGCAGUGAAAGCUAAGGGACUGGAGAUUUCGGGCACUUUCUCUCGCCGCCAGGGCCACAUGUAUAUGGACAUGACCUUCACCAACAAGGCUCUGCAACACAUGACUGACUUCGCUGUCCAGUUCAACAAGAACAGUUUCGGGAUGAUCCCUACCAGUCCUUUGCCCAUUCACACUCCGCUGAUGCCCAGCCAGAGCAUUGAGGUCUCUUUGCCAAUCAACACCAUUGGACCAGUCAUGAAGAUGGACCCACUUAAUAAUCUGCAGGUGGCUGUGAAGAACAGCAUUGACGUCUUCUACUUCAGCGUACUCAUCCCUCUCAAUAUAUUCUUUGUUGAGGAUGGAAAAAUGGAACGACAGGUAUUUCUGGCUACCUGGAAAGACAUCCCUAACGAGAAUGAGCUACAGUACCAGAUUAAGGACUGCCACCUAAAUGCAGACACAGUAUCAGGGAAGCUGCAGAAUAACAACAUCUACACCAUUGCCAAGAGAAAUGUGGAAGGCCAGGAUAUGCUUUACCAGUCCCUCAAGCUAACGAACGGCAUCUGGAUCUUGGCUGAGCUUCGCAUUCAGCCUGGCAAUCCUAACUACACGCUGUCUCUGAAGUGUCGGGCCCCGGAGGUUUCUCAGUACGUGUACCAGAUGUACGACUCUGUGCUGAAGAACUGACCUGCUCUGUAACUUAGCAACUUUGCUUCAUCUUAACAAACAACAGUGUUUUAUAAUUUUCUGCCACCAAAGGAAUCCAAACAGUAAAGUAUGAUACUAAAUAAUUGUGAAUAUUGGAUUUAUUAUUCCUCUGAGAGUUCAACAAAGCAAGAUGUCAGUCAAUACAUAAAUGUAUUGGUGGUGAUCGGCAUACUGUAGUGAAACAGUACAAACACUGUUGAAGUUUCCUUCAUUUUGGCAGUUGAAAACAUUAUUGAAUCCACUCCCCAUUUUGAUUUUUGCCUCCCAGUGAAAACAUGCCUACCAUUCCAUCCUUAACUUAGUGUCUUAAUGUUGUAAAGAUGUGACUGAUGGUAAAACUGUCCUGAGUGAGGAAAAAAGGUUUAGUUUUUUUAUUUUGUAUCGUGUGGCUCACAUGUUUUUGGUUUUGAUUUAUUUUUUAUACUUGCUUUGCUUCAGUUGUACCUACAGAAUAAUACCAUUGUGAUUUAUUCCUUUUGCCAUUAAUGUACGUGAAGAGUCUAAACCAACCACGUGUUUGUCAGAAGCUACUAAUGUCUGUCCUACAGCAGGUUUGUCUCCUGGAGGUCAUAGAUUGCAAUUACUUUUUGAGACCCCCUUAAAUUGAAUAUUAUAUCACAUUGAGCAGCACAUGUUUUGCUGUCUGUUCGUGUCGUUGCUUUAAUAUGGAUUCUUGUAUUAAAUGGGAUUACUUACAGUUUGUCCAGCAUUUAGGUCAAAACAUUACUUUUAGCUCCCUAUGUAUGAAACCUUGUACAGGAAUUGAAAAAGUGAAAUUUAAAAAAAGUUGCAGACAAGACGGGAAAUUACAUUAGUAAACUCUGAUGUAGCUACUAAAUACUGGCAUUUCAUUACUGCUCCCCACCUAUGAAUUAUGUUCUUUGUCUUCAUUGGCAUGCCCUAUUUUUCACCUCAGCUACAUGAAACAUCUUCAGGAUGUUUUGGUAUUUUGGUUUAAUGUUUAAAUAAAAAACACUUAUAGCUUAAAAAAAAAGGGGGGGGGGGGGGCUAUUUUGGUUUGGUAUGAUUAUAAAGUCAUAUCAUACAUCCAGUAUAGUUAGGCAUCUAUAGGCUGAGUAAACAGAGGGGUACAAACUGUCAGUAGAACAGAGUCCAGAAGCUUCUGACCAAGUAACAUGCAGUACAUUUGUUUAGAUUCUUAAAAUUGCCAGGUUGCAAUUAUUUGCAACUUAAAAGUCUUUUCUCAUUACCUUAAAACUGCUACCCAAACCACAGCAGCUAUCGAUGAUGUGUUAACACACCAGUGCCACUCCUUUUUCAGAAUAUUUGCUAAUUCAUUUCACGUGUAAUUACUUUUGUAAUAGCCCCGUUUACUGCAACCACAUAGUUGUACACGGCUUUAUACACCUAUAUUUUCAUUCCUAUUUAUUGUGCAUCUACCUCUGUGUGUUUUCUUUUAACUGGCUUCAUUUUUUGCAAUAGCUUCAAUUCUUUUAAUGUGCUUUAAAUGUUUUCACCUUUUUCUUUUGAUGCCAGUGUUGUUUUUGUAAUCUUUCAUGCCAUUGUUGUCAUGCCAGUCUAAACCUGUGGCAAGUGAGCCAAACCAAUCACACAGGACCAAGCAUCCAAGCAAAUUAAAUGCCAAGCUUAUGUUUUAGUGUCAAUAUAACCUUCUAAUGUUGGCGUUGUUUGUGCUAUAGAACAUUAGAGUGCAUAUGCCCCUAAGGCCCAGAGUUUCUCUAGUACAGUGUAGUCCAGUGAUGGUGUAGUUUGUGUAGCUAAUAAAUUCAAAUGUUUUGGUAUUACCCUGAAAAUAAAUUGAAGCUAUCUAUUCAACAGAAGCUUUUUCAGUGUAUCAGUUGUGUUGGUGACACUAUUUUCCUACAUGGGAAUGUAAAAUUACAUAUAUGUUCCUGCAUGAGCCCGCUAUUCAUUUUAUCCUUUUUCAUUUAAGCUGUGCAUUUGCUCCAUUUAAAAACUAAUCUCCCAACUCCAUGUCUCUCUUGUAGGUGUUAUUUUUUUUAAACAGCACUGUCUCAAGCACUCCCACAAAUAGAAGUAUAUACAAGACUGUUGCCAGCAAUACAGAAUGUAUGGAGAGAGCUAUCAUUGCAUCUUAUGAGAUGGAUUAUUUCUAGCAUCAUUUCUGUUGUAAAUGAUUUGUUAUUGUCACAGUAACACAUCUUAUGUCAAUAAAUUGUCCAAUACGUCA